GGAGACUUCGCCUACAUCACAGACAACGCCUUCACAAAGGCUCAGAUUCUGGUGAUGGAGCAGCUGAUUCUGAGGGCCCUCAACUUUGAGCUGGGACGCCCUCUUCCUCUCCACUUCCUGAGACGGGCUUCCAAAGUGGGAAACUCUGAUGUAGAGAGACACACGCUGGCCAAGUACCUGAUGGAGUUGACGCUUCUUGACUACAACAUGGUGCACUAUCGGCCCUCUGAGAUCGCUGCUGCUUCUCUGGCGCUCUCCCAGCUGCUGCUGGUAGCCCUGCCCUGGUCUCCUCAGCAGCAACACUACUCCACUUAUGACGCCACCCAUUUGAAGCCCAUCAUGCAGCACAUCGCCAAAAACAUAGUGAUGGUCAACGAGGGGAAGACAAAGUUCAUGGCUGUGAAGAACAAGUACUCGAGCAGCAAGCUGAUGAAGAUCAGCCUCAUCCCUCAUCUGAACUCGGCCAUCGUCAAGACCAUGGCAGCCGCUCUGCUCGGCAAUCCUUGAGAACUUUUAGAUCAGUGGACGUUUCACUUGCACUUUAUUUAAGAUUGAUUGCAAUCUGUGGAAACUACACUUCAAAUGAUUUUAUUUUUGCGCAAAUUUCAGAAUUUUAGCCACUGUUUUUACACGGAUGAUGUUUUGACGAAACUCUUUACGGUACAUCAGAUGUUCCUCCAAUGCACCUUGAACUGCAGUUCCAAGCUAGCGUUUAGAUGAUGCAUCGCUUCCAAUCAGAAGUUGUGUGCAACGAGAUUGUUCUUUCUAGUUUGUUUACCAUCUGAUUUCUUAAGUCUACCUCAUGAGUAUUGUGUUUUUGCUUUCUUAAAAAACAUUUGAAGACACUUUAAGAUAAUUACUGUUUUAUCAUGCUUUUUUUGUAUGUGUUAUGUUGGAUAUAACAGUAUUUACUCUUUUUUUUUUAACUAAAGAGGUUUUAAAUGGCUGAGGUUGUAUUUUCAUUUUUGUACAUGUUUCAUAAUGACAGCUGGCUGAUGUAUGGAUUUGUUAAUCCAUUAGGUUUUUGUUUAGUAACUAAUAUUUAUAUGAACGUGUUGGUGAAUCCCCACUAACAUUUAUAUUUAUUUGCAACCAUUUCAAAAUUAUUAAACCUUUAAAUGAAAAUGCAAACUUCUUUUUUUUA
Molecule: messenger RNA, 1144 nt
Organism: Notothenia coriiceps (black rockcod)
Lineage: Eukaryota; Metazoa; Chordata; Actinopteri; Perciformes; Nototheniidae
Product: G2/mitotic-specific cyclin-B2-like
Exons: 4
Source: RefSeq, a predicted model, not a curated record